AUGCUUAAAAAUAGAAAAAUGAAAGAAAAAUAUUUAAGUAAAGGAUUGUUUUCAACUGAAACUGCUAAACAAAAAGCUGAGCUUUUGGGCGCUGAAUUUAUUGGUUUAUUUGAUAUUCAAUUUGGGGAUAUUAAUGUAAAGGUGGAAAAUCAGAUAGAUUUGAAUGAUUUGGACUUUGAUUUUAGUGAUACAUCAGGCAUUGAUUUUAACUUGUUUCAAGAUUUAAUCUAA
Meloidogyne enterolobii is the source of this 231-nucleotide messenger RNA. The record is from the annotation of a GenBank genome assembly. Lineage: Eukaryota; Metazoa; Nematoda; Chromadorea; Rhabditida; Meloidogynidae.